AUGCCGGAGGUUGGAGCUCAUUGCGACGCGUCAGCAGCCAACCUGCUUGCCGAACAGAUCUUUGGACAGGUGGCGCUGGGAGGGGUUGGUAUCAUUCUCUCCGGCCUGGUUGGAGUUUUUGUUGUCGCUAGCCUCGUGAACCUGGAGGAUGUGGAGGAAGACUUCCAGACUGCUAUGAACAAAAAAAGUGUAGAAUCCGAGAAGAAGGAUCUUCCUGUUCCUGACAUUGUCGACCUCGAUAUCUCAUACGACUCCGAGGUGAAUUCCAGCAAGGACGAGAAGUGA
Molecule: messenger RNA, 285 nt
Organism: Guillardia theta CCMP2712
Lineage: Eukaryota; Cryptophyceae; Pyrenomonadales; Geminigeraceae
Exons: 5
Coding region: 1-285 (94 amino acids)
Source: RefSeq, a predicted model, not a curated record